Messenger RNA from Parathielavia appendiculata, 2007 nucleotides. RefSeq lists its product as uncharacterized. The coding region runs from base 1 to 2007 and encodes 668 amino acids. NCBI's taxonomy places the organism in Eukaryota, Fungi, Ascomycota, Sordariomycetes, Sordariales, Chaetomiaceae. The transcript has 4 exons. The record is from RefSeq and is a predicted model, not a curated record.
AUGUCGCUAUACACCGGAAUCGCCGGGGGCGUUGGCUGGUUGGAGUCGCGGGACGACGACAGCAGCUUCAACAUGUCGAGGAACGGCAGCUUCCAGGGCGCCAGAAAUCGUACCAGCACGCAACAGAUGUUCAUCAAUGAGUUGAGAUUCUCCGCCGCCAGAUCGAUCAGGACUUCGACUAUCAUCCUGGCCUCCUUCAACAUUAUCGCAGCCUUCGCCACUGCCCUGGGGAUACUGUGUGACUCGUAUUUCAGAAAAAAGAGGAACGACAAGCAAUUUAAGUUCUGGCGAAACGGCUUUGGCUUCGUUCCCGAGACCGAGAUCUACCCGCUCGUUCUCUCUGUCGGCAUCUUCAUUCAAGGCUUCAUCUUCGCGGGUGCCCAGUCUACCGGCCUGGAUUCCCUCUUCGGCUUUGGUUGCACGUGGCUGGCGCAGCUCAUGUUUCCUGCUGUGUUUAUCGCCCCUUACACUCAGCUGGUUUUCGGUGUUGAGAUUGCCAUCAGAGCACUCAAAAAGAAGUCGUUUGCGCCCAGGAGGAAAUACAAUGUCUCGAUAUGCUUGUCGAUCAUCGGCAUGUUGCUUCUCGCCAACUUUCUCAUUUCCAUCUUCGACCGGUCUCCCAACUUCUGCCUGGCUUCCCUCUUCUGGUUUGUCGCCCACUACUCGGUCAUCUGCUUUGGCCUCUUCGUCGCCAUUUCGACCAUCCUGUUGAUAUCCACCGUGAUGGUAUUCAUUCGGCUCCACCGCAGCAUCAAGAUUGAGGUGACUGCCCGGGUUGCCGCAUCUCGAAUGGUCUAUUACCUAGCACUGGCAGUCAUUUCAAAUUCCUUCGUGAUUCCCUUCUUCUUCGUCCAAGGUUUCAUGGACAGCCGGGAACAGAACUCGAACGCUCUCAACUUGAGCUUGAUCGCCUCGGUUGUUGCCAACGUAUCGGGGUUGAUGACAGGGGGGCUCUAUCUGUUCCUCAAGUCGAGUACUCUGACGACUAUCGGUCCAAGGGACAAAGUCGGUGAAUAUGAGAACAGGAGAGCAAGGUAUAAGAUUACACGCGACCAGUCGAACGACGACGAUGAUGACGGCCCUGGCUUUGACAGCCAUAUCAUGAACCCGGUGUCGGGCCCUGAGAGCCUACGCCGUGUCGAUAGCGAAGCAAGUCUAACCAGCGCCGACGAGGAAGAAGCUCUGCAUGGCAAAAGCAUUGAAGCAGGUUUCGCGAAGGACGGCAGGGGGAGCCCCGACUUGUUUCGGUCAAACAAGCUUGUUUCCGCUGUGGCCUCUGUUCUGAUGCCGAAAGCACCAGAGCCUGCGCGCAUCCCUUCAUCCCUUGCGGGCAGUCACACCCGCAAGCGUUCUUAUUCGCUGUUUCCAAGGAGCACCGUUGGCUCGAAGCCUUCGAUGAUGCUUCUACCAGCCACCACAUACUCGCCUGGCGAUGCUCUCAAGCCGCCACCUUCGAUGGCGAACCUCGCAAACAUGCGACACCGGAGAGACUCGUCCCUAGUGUCUUCAGCAACAGUCCAGAUUGGACUCCGACUCUCGUCGGUAGAGGGUAUCCCUCCACCAUCCCAGGACAGGGCUGCGACUAGCGAGAGCGUCGUCCACACCCUUGAUUGUCCCAACGUACCAAAGAAGGGGGACAUGCCAAGUCCCAAACGCGCUGGGGCGUUGGGUGCCGGUCCCGGCACUCCUCCUUUGCCAGUGGGAGUGGCGGACGAGGGCUCACAGCGCGACCCGGUCAAAGAUGCGAAGAUGAAGACGCUUCCGCCAGUUCCGAAGAUCAACAGCCAAGUUCCCAAAGCCGACCCAGCCGCGGGAAAGGUGACUCUGAGCCCCAGUAUCUACAGCCAGAACACCCCGACCAAAGUCAAGCUACCGAGCCCAAAGGGUGUCGGCUUCAGUAUGCCAGCGCCGAAGGCGGCCAGCUCUCCUCCUCGGAACCCGCCGCGUCGCCGCGGCACAGGGGACACCACCGCCCUCCCAACGAACACUAAUGGCGAUUGGAUUUAG